CACUGGGACUUUCCGCUAGUUUGGCUAGUCCAGUCUGCAGAUCGCUGCAGUGCGUGACAGUAAUACAAAUAAAAACAACCCUUACCCGACUAUGUAUAUACUGCGUUUAAUGAGUUAGAGUGUUUAUUGUUUGACUUCGUGAAGUUAGUCUAGGGCCAGGGUAAAAUAUGCUUAAGUGCACGGAUUUUAGUCACCGUAUUACAAGUUGUUUUGUCUAGCUAAUAUUAGCUAACUUACUUAGCCUCAUCUAUUAGCAUUCAGAAGAUAAAUCGAGCUGGCUAAAACAAAAGCGUACAAAAUCUAAAAAGAACUCAUCGAAAGGAUGUCGGACUCGGACAGUGACGAUGAUCAAGAUCGCCCUUUCUCUAUAACUGGCUUCCUCUUUGGAAACAUCAACGAAGAUGGGCAGCUAGAAGAUGACAGUGUUUUGGAUAACGAGUCCAAAAAGCAUCUAGCUGGUUUGGGUACUCUGGGUCUGGGCUCACUUAUUACAGAGAUCACUGCCAAUGAGGAUGAUGAUAAGGAAGAAAACAGAGACCCUGCCAACGUGGAUGCGGAAGGUUGGGUGAAGAGCACUGAGGAUGCAGUUGAUUAUUCUGACAUCAGUGAAGUUGCUGAGGAUGAGACAAAGAAGUACCGUCAGGCCAUGGGGUCUCUGCAGCCCAGCAGGAAAACAGAUGAUGAGGAUGACUAUGAUGCUGAUUGUGAGGAUAUUGACUCUAAGCUCAUGCCCCCUCCACCACCACCAACUCUUCCUACAUCUAAGAAAGAGGAACCCUCCACUCAGAGCACAAAUGCAGUUGGGGAAGAUGGGGAUGGCAUCAUCCUGCCUUCCAUCAUCGCACCAUCCUCUACAGCAGAUAAGAUUGACUUCAGCAGCUCCUCAGACUCUGAGUCAGAAACCGAUCGUCCUUGUCAGGGUUCAGGGGCCGGUGGUUCUGCAGACAUUCUCACACUCCCUCUGGCUGGCAUCAUGCAGAAAGAUGCUGCCAAAGCAUUGCCAGGUGUCACAGAGCUCUUCCCAGAGUUUAGGCCUGGAAAGGUGCUCCGGUUCUUGCGCCUGUUUGGUCCUGGAAAGAAUGUGCCAUCGGUUUGGAGGAGCGCCCGCAGGAAAAAGAAGCGAAAACAUAGAGACCAUCAGCCUGGGACACCUCCUCCAGAAGGAGAACCAUCAGAACAAAGCCAGGAGAAGAAAUCUGGAUGGGUUUAUGAGUAUGCUCUUCCUCCACCUCCAGAGCAGUGCCUUUCUGAUGAUGAGAUAACCAUGAUGGCUCCAGUAGAAUCAAAGUUUUCACAAACUUCUGGUGAUGGGGACAAGGAGACAGAGUCUCGGCCUAAAGUAGCAGAAUGGCGAUAUGGUCCAGCCCAGCUCUGGUACGACAUGCUAGGCGUCUCUGAGGAUGGAAGCAAUUUUAACUACGGGUUCAAGCUUAAGGAAUUACAAUCCAGUGAGCCUCAGAAGCAGGAUACACCUAAUGAAAUUACAGAGACUUCUCAAGAGGUCCAGAUGCAGGAGGACAAUGACAUUGUCGAUGGUGAUGAUGAUGAUGAAGAUAAAGACAGAAAAGCUUUGGAGAAUGAACUCUUCCUCAUGGUCACUCAGCUGCAAUGGGAGGAUGAUAUAAUUUGGAACGGGGAGGACGUGAAACACAAGGGUACCAAGACUCAGCGAGCCAGUCUUGCAGGAUGGCUACCCUCUAGCAUGACCCGUAAUGCCAAUGCUUACAACGCACAGCAGGGUCUGACAAGAAGUAAUUCUCAACUGGUCCCACCUACACCUCCACCCAUGCCCAAAGCUGCUUCGAUUUCUGGUUCAAAGCGGGACAAAAACAGCCACGAUAAUCAAGCCUCCCAGGACGAAGACUGUCUUUGGUUCUCCAUUUUUCCUAUUGAUAAUGAAGAGUUGGUAUAUGGACGCUGGGAAGACAACAUUAUCUGGGAUGACCAGGAGAUGGAUCACAUGCUUGAGCCGCCUGUUCUUACACUGGAUCCCAAUGAUGAGAACAUAAUUCUAGAAAUUCCUGAUGAAAAGGAGGAGACGACCUCCCACUCGCCAUCAAAAGAGAAUAAGAAGGAAACUGCAAUCAAGAAGAGCCGCAUCCUGCUGGGGAAAACGGGCGUGAUAAAAGAUGAGCCACAGCAGAACAUGUCCCAACCUGAGGUCAAAGACCCCUGGAAUCUGUCCAAUGAUGAGUUCUACUACCCCAAACAGCAAGGCCUGAGGGGAACCUUCGGUGGCAACAUCAUUCAGCACUCCAUCCCAGCCCUGGAGCUGCGGCAGCCCUUCUUCCCCACUCACAUGGGACCCAUGAAGCUUCGCCAGUUCCAUCGUCCAGCUCUGAAGAAGUACUCAUUUGGAGCUGUGGCUCAGCCGGGUCCACACCCUGCUCAGCCUCUGCUCAAACACAUAAAGAAGAAGGCCAAGAUGCGAGAACAAGAGCGCCAGGCAUCAGGAGGAGGAGACAUGUUCUUCAUGCGGACCCCGCAGGACUUGACAGGCAAAGACGGAGAUCUGAUUCUGGCUGAAUACAGUGAAGAAUACCCUCCUCUCAUCAUGCAAGUUGGCAUGGCAACCAAAAUCAAGAACUACUACAAAAGAAAACCUGGAAAAGAUCCUGGAGCACCCGAUUGUAAAUAUGGAGAGACUGUGUACUGUCACACAUCCCCUUUCCUGGGUUCUCUGCAUCCCGGACAGCUUCUCCAGGCUUUUGAGAACAACCUCUUCCGUGCUCCAAUCUACCUUCACAAGAUGCCCGAGACUGAUUUCUUGGUUAUACGAACACGACACGGCUACUACAUUAGAGAGAUUGUGGACAUUUUUGUAGUUGGUCAGGAGUGCCCAUUGUUUGAAGUUCCAGGGCCAAACUCCAAACGAGCCAAUACUCACAUCAGAGACUUCCUGCAGGUGUUCAUUUAUCGCUUGUUCUGGAAGAGUAAGGACCGGCCGCGGAGAAUCCGCAUGGAGGAUAUAAAAAAAGCUUUCCCCUCACACUCAGAAAGCAGCAUCAGGAAGCGACUUAAACUGUGUGCUGACUUCAAACGUACAGGAAUGGACUCAAACUGGUGGGUGCUGAAGCCUGAUUUCAGACUGCCAACAGAAGAAGAGAUCAGGGCCAUGGUUUCUCCGGAGCAGUGUUGCGCUUAUUACAGCAUGCUGGUAGCAGAGCAAAGGCUGAAGGAUGCCGGAUAUGGUGAGAAAUCCUUCUUUGCUCCAGAGGAAGAGAAUGAAGAGGACUUUCAAAUGAAGAUUGAUGAUGAGGUGCGGACAGCUCCUUGGAACACAACCAGAGCCUUCAUUUCUGCCAUGAAGGGAAAGUGCCUGUUAGAGGUUACAGGUGUGGCUGAUCCCACAGGCUGUGGAGAAGGUUUCUCCUAUGUGAAAGUGCCCAACAAGCCCACUCAACAGAAGGAUGACAAAGAGCCACAACCAGUGAAGAAGACAGUCACAGGGACGGAUGCUGAUCUGAGGAGGCUCUCACUGAAGAAUGCCAAGCAGCUGCUGCGCAAGUUUGGUGUGCCAGAGGAGGAGAUCAAGAAACUGUCACGUUGGGAAGUUAUUGACGUGGUCAGGACCAUGUCCACAGAGCAGGCACGCUCAGGCGAGGGACCCAUGAGUAAGUUUGCCAGAGGCUCUCGUUUUUCUGUUGCUGAACACCAGGAGCGUUACAAGGAAGAGUGCCAAAGGAUCUUUGACUUGCAGAACAAAGUGUUGGAGUCUACAGAGGUGCUCUCAACAGACACAGACAGCAGUUCAGCAGAGGAUAGUGACUUUGACGAGAUGGGUAGGAACAUUGAGAACAUGCUGCAGAACAAGAAGACCAGCACCCAACUUUCCCGUGAGAGGGAAGAGCAGGAGAGGAAGGAGCUGCAGAGGAUGCUGAUGGGUGAAGAGAGCGAUCGUGACAAGGGGCGCAAGGAGCGGCGUAAAGGUAUAUCCAGUUCCUUGUCCACCAGCUCCCACAAAGAUGAUGACACAUCCUCCGUCACCAGCCUGAACUCCUCGGCCACGGGACGCCGACUCAAGAUCUAUCGCACCUUCAGAGAUGAAGACGGCAAAGAGUAUGUCCGCUGUGAAACUGUGCGUAAAGCUGCAGUCAUCGACGCCUACACCAGGAUUAGAACCACCAAGGAUGAUGAAUUCAUACGAAAGUUUGCCCUCUUUGAUGAGCAGCACAGAGAAGAGAUGCGGAAGGAGCGCCGGCGUAUUCAGGAGCAGCUGAGGAGGCUGAAGAGAAACCAAGAGAAGGAUAAGAUCAAGGGGCCUCCAGAGAAGAAGACCAAGAAGGUCAAAGAGAGACCAGACCUCAAGGUAAAACUAAAGUGCGGUGCAUGUGGCGCCAUUGGACACAUGAGAACAAACAAGUUCUGCCCACUUUACUAUCAAACCAAUGCCCCACCCUCCAACCCAGUCGCCAUGACAGAGGAGCAGGAGGAGGAGCUGGAAAAGACAGUCAUCCACAAUGACAAUGAGGAACUGAUUAAGGUGGAGGGCACCAAGAUUGUGCUGGGCAAACAGCUCAUUGAAAGCGCUGAUGAAGUGCGCAGAAAAUCUUUGGUGCUCAAGUUCCCAAAACAACAGCUACCACCAAAGAAGAAGAGACGUGUAGGCAGUGCAGUCCAUUGUGACUAUCUCAAUAAACCACACAAGGCCAUCCACCGCAGGCGCACAGAUCCCAUGGUGACCUUGUCCUCUGUGCUAGAAAGCAUCAUCAACGACAUGCGGGAUCACCCCAAUACAUACCCGUUCCACACGCCAGUCAAUGCCAAAGUUGUGAAGGACUACUAUAAGAUCAUCACGCGGCCCAUGGACCUGCAGACACUAAGGGAGAAUGUGCGCAAGCGGAUGUACCCGUCGAGGGAGGAGUUCCGUGAAGCAGUGGAGCUUAUUGUCAAAAACAGUGCCACCUACAACGGGGCAAAACAUCCAAUAACACAAGUUGCACAGUCCAUGUUGGAUCUGUGUGAUGCUAAACUGAAAGAGAAGGAGGACAGGCUGGUGAGGCUGGAGAAAGCCAUCAACCCUCUGCUAGAUGAUGAUGAUCAGGUGGCCUUCUCCUUCAUCUUGGACAACAUUGUAACCCAGAAAAUGAUGGUGGUUCCUGAAUCGUGGCCAUUUCACCAUCCCGUCAACAAAAAGUUUGUGCCGGAUUAUUAUAAAGUUAUUGUGAACCCCAUGGAUCUGGAGAGUAUCCGCAAGAACAUCUCCAAACAUAAAUAUCAGAACCGAGAGACGUUCCUUUCAGAUGUCAGUCUCAUCCACACCAACAGCAUCAAGUAUAAUGGUUCAGACAGUCCUUACACCAAGACAGCUCUCGAGAUUGUUAAUGUGUGCAAGCAGACUUUGGCAGAGUAUGAUGAGCACUUGACUCAAUUGGAGAAAGACAUCUCUACUGCUAAAGAGGCAGCUCUAGAUGCAGCAGACCUAGAGAGUCUGGAGCCAAUGACACCUGGGCCAUACACACCUCAGCCUGCUGAUUUGUUUGACAGCGGGGCUUCGGGGAGUCUGCCCAGAGAGCCCAGCAGCCUUUUCUCUGAGGGACCUCUAGUGGGUGCUCCAGAGAAGAGAGGGGGGCAGGGACGGCACAGCAGAAGACCAGGGGAAGAAGAGUCUGAUGUGGAUAUCGAAGGCUUUGAUGAGGAUGACGAUGGCAAACCCAAGACUCCUGCUCCUGCAGAGGAUGCAGAAGGAGAUCAGGAGUACGAGGACGAUGACGAGGAGUUGUUGCUACCUCCUCGCAGGCGGGUGCAUGACCAGGAUGACGAGGAGGAAGAGGAGGAGGAAGAGGAGGGCGACGGAAGAUCUAAUCGCCCAGCUCAAGCCAGUGUGCUCUAUCAGGAUCUACUCAUGUCAGACGUAGAGGAUGAUGCCAGCGAAGAGGAGGGUGACAACCCGUUCUCCUCCAUACAACUAUCGGAGAGCGGCAGCGACUCGGAUAGAGAGGUUGAUGUGCGACCUGCACCUCCACGGAGAACUCAGGAGACGGCCCGCAUGGGCAUGGAGCAGGACGAAAGUAUGAUGUCAUACGAAGGGGAUGGGCCUGAUGGGCCACACAUGGAAGACAGCAAUGUCAGUUACGGCAGCUAUGAGGAGACGGAGAGUCAGAGUCAGAUGCAGCCAUCUAGUUUGGGAAAUGGAGAGGAAUACGGCAUCAGCGAGGAGGAGGAAGAAGACGAAGAAGACGAGGCACGGAGGAGAGGCCCGGCUGUGCUCUCUCAGGUCCAGCUCAGCGAAGAUGAAGAGAGCGAAGAGUUCAGAUCUAUUGGGGGCGACAGCGACAUGGACUCUGACAAUUAGCUUCUUUUGAUUUCUUCUUCUGCUUUUUUUGCUGCAGAAUCACGAAAACUGAAACUGUUUUAAAAAUGAGGAAAUGGACAAAUGAGGAAAUCUUAGGUAAAUAUGUACAGUGUUAUUUUGUAAAUGAAGGUGUUAUGCCGCUUGUAAAAAAAAAAAAACUGCACCUUGUAAAUUUCAGUUUGUCUUUUUAUAUAUGGAUGUUUCUUUGUUUUAUCCCGUUUUCCUUCAGUUAAAUGUUAUGGAAGCUUGUUUCCAUCACUCAAAAAAAACAAACCAUUUUUUGCCACCUGUCAGUCAAAAUUUAGAGAGUUGACUUAAUCAGAGUUUUGGGUUAAUAUGCGAUAAUAAUCCUGCAUUUUGAGGUCAACCAAAAAAUUUUACCAAGCAAAAAGUGUUUAGGGUUUCUUUCAGGUGGUGGGUACGAGCUUCCACAAUAUCCCAAAUUCACAAUAAAGGAAAAAAAAACUGAAGACAAA
Oreochromis aureus is the source of this 6771-nucleotide messenger RNA. It is a transcript of the gene taf1, whose product is annotated as TAF1 RNA polymerase II, TATA box binding protein (TBP)-associated factor. The transcript has 41 exons. The record is from RefSeq and is a predicted model, not a curated record. Gene Ontology annotation, molecular function: DNA binding; RNA polymerase II general transcription initiation factor activity; histone acetyltransferase activity. NCBI's taxonomy places the organism in Eukaryota, Metazoa, Chordata, Actinopteri, Cichliformes, Cichlidae. Gene Ontology annotation, cellular component: transcription factor TFIID complex. Bases 323 to 6295 code for a protein of 1990 amino acids. Gene Ontology annotation, biological process: DNA-templated transcription initiation; transcription by RNA polymerase II; RNA polymerase II preinitiation complex assembly.